Molecule: messenger RNA, 2523 nt
Organism: Humulus lupulus (European hop)
Lineage: Eukaryota; Viridiplantae; Streptophyta; Magnoliopsida; Rosales; Cannabaceae
Product: beta-amyrin synthase-like
Exons: 16
Coding region: 80-2368 (762 amino acids)
Biological process (GO): triterpenoid biosynthetic process
Cellular component (GO): lipid droplet
Molecular function (GO): beta-amyrin synthase activity
Source: RefSeq, a predicted model, not a curated record
AUAUGUCUUCUAUGUUUUAACUCAAAAUAGAAAGAUUCUUACGUAAAUAAAUAAUAAUAAUAGAAAAAAAAGAAAGAUAAUGUGGAAGCUGAAGAUAGCAGAUAAAGGAAAGGAUCCAAACAUUUACAGCACAAAUGAGUUCGUCGGAAGACAAAUAUGGGAGUUCGACGCCGACGCCGGCACCGCCGAGGAGCGAGCGGAGGUUGAAGCCGCCCGCUUCAACUUCUACAACCACCGCUAUCAGGUCAAGCCUUCUAGCGAUCUCCUUUGGCGGAUGCAGUUUUUGAGAGAAAAAAGUUUCAAACAAACAAUUCCUCCUGUUAAUAUUGAGGAUGGUGAGACAAUCACUUAUGAGAAGGCAACAUGUGCACUAAGAAGGACAGUCCACUUCUUUUCAGCCUUACAAGCUAGUGAUGGGCAUUGGCCAGCAGACAAUAGUGGCCCAAUGUUCUUUUUACCCCCUUUUGUCAUGUGUUUAUACAUUAUAGGUCACCUUAAUACCAUUUUCACUAGUGAACAUCGUAAGGAAAUUUUUCGUUACAUACAUUAUCAUCAGAAUGAAGAUGGUGGAUGGGGAUUACACAUAGAGGGCCAUAGUACAAUGUUUGGUACAACUUUUAACUAUAUUUGUCUACGCAUACUUGGGGAAGAACCUAAUGAUGAUCAAGAUAAUGCUUGUGCAAGAGCAAGACAAUGGAUUCUUGAUCAUGGUAGUGUAACAAACAUACCAUCUUGGGGAAAGACUUGGCUUUCGAUGUUAGGGCUCUUUGAUUGGACCGGUUGCAACCCAAUGCCUCCAGAAUUUUGGAUUCUUCCUCCGUUUUCUCCUAUACAUCCAUCUAAAAUAUGGUGCUAUUGUCGAUUGGUUUACAUGCCUAUGUCAUAUUUGUAUGGAAAAAGAUUUGUUGGUCCUAUCACACCCCUUAUUCUACAAUUGAGGGAGGAACUUCAUGCUCAACCUUAUAAUAAAAUCAAUUGGAGGAGUGUGCGUCAUCAAUGUGCUAAGGAGGAUCUAUAUUAUCACCAUCAUUGGAUACAAGAUUUUGUGUGGGAUAGUCUCUACCUAACUAUGGAGCCUCUUUUAAGUCGAUGGCCUUUGAAUAAACUUAUAAGAGAAAAAGCUCUUCAAGAGACAAUGAAGCAUAUUCAUUAUGAAGAUGAGAAUAGUCGAUACAUUACAAUUGGAUGUGUAGAAAAGGUGUUAUGUAUGCUUGCUUGCUGGGUUGAAGAUCCAAAUGGAGAUUAUUUCAAAAGGCAUCUUGCAAGGAUCCCAGACUACAUAUGGGUUGCUGAAGAUGGAAUGAAGAUUCAAAGUUUUGGAAGCCAAUUGUGGGAUGCUAGUUUUGCCAUACAAGCUUUGCUUGCUAGUAACCUUGUUGAUGAAAUCGGACCAACUCUAGCCAGAGGUCAUGACUUCAUAAAGAAAUCUCAGGUUAAAGACAAUCCCUCAUGUGACUUCAAAAGUAUGUAUCGUCACAUUUCAAAAGGAUCAUGGACAUACUCUGAUCAAGAUCAUGGAUGGCAACUUUCUGAUUGUACUGCAGAAGGUUUAAAGUGUUGCUUAUUGAUGUCGAUGAUGUCACCAGAGAUUGUUGGAGAAUAUAUGGAAGUUGACAAAUUCUAUGAUUCUAUUAAUAUUUUACUUUCAUUACAGAGUAAAACUGGUGGUGUAUCAGCUUGGGAGCCUGCCAAAUCACCAUCUUGGUUGGAAAUGUUAAACCCUGUCGAAUUUCUCGAAGAAAUUGUUAUUGAGCACGAUUAUGUAGAAUGCACUUCUGCUGCAAUCCAAGCCUUAGUUCUAUUCAAGAAGCUAUAUCCAGGGCAUAGAGAACAAGAAAUCAACAUGUUCAUAUCCAGAGCUGUUCGGUAUCUUGAAAACACACAGACACAUGAUGGUUCAUGGUAUGGAAAUUGGGGGAUUUGCUUCAUAUAUGCUACAUGGUUUGCCCUGGGAGCACUGGCUGCAGCUAGCAAAACUUAUAACAACAGUCCAACUAUGCGGAAGGGAGUAGAAUUUCUACUCGAAACACAAACAGUUGAAGGUGGUUGGGGAGAGAGUUACCUCUCAUGUCCCAAAAAGGUAUAUGUAGCCCUUCCAGAAAACAAAUCAAACCUAGUACAUACUUCAUGGGCUAUGAUGGGCCUAAUUCUUGCUGGGCAAGCAGAAAGAGACCCAACGCCUCUUCAUCGUGCUGCAAAACUCAUUAUUAAUUCUCAAAUGGAAAAUGGUGAUUUUCCAGAGCAGGACAUAACUGGAGUUUUCAAGAUGAACUGUAUGCUGCAUUUUGCAUUAUAUAAAAAUACUUUUCCAUUAUGGGCACUUGCAGAAUACCGCAAUCGAGUUCCAUUGCCGCACAAGACUAAGUAAGAAGAGUUGAAACCAAUAUAUAAAGAGUUCAUAUAUAAAGCUCUUUUAGUAUUAAUAUAUAUAGGAUAUUACAGCUACAAACUUAAGAGAUUCUAUUAAGAAGUCUUUCUAAUUAUCUCCUUAAUUUAUAAUAAGUUUUCUUCGAAGAUUGUGUU